CGAGAUAGUGACAUGAGGCUUAUGAAAAGACUGUUUGUUACUCAUCCUAGUCGCCGCAAGGACUCAAGACGAACAGGUACAGAAUGUGGUUGUUGCUUCUUCUCUGCCUGUUCAGCCUUGAACCCGGGCAAGGGGCGUUCAUUAAACAUGAACGAACGGGGAGGAUUGACCUGAGAGCGAGAAUGGGUCUAUUGGGAUUAGAUCAGGGAUUCUUGCCUGACUUCAAUCACCCUGACGUUAAUGAAAUCUGCCAGAAUCACUUCAACUUCUUCCUCCAAGACCUCACAUCCGAAAAUGCCUCCACCUGGUCCAUGCUCAUGGCGGAUGCAAGCGGAAAGAUCCCUGCAGGGUACCUCUAUGGAAAUGUGUAUUCCUUGGGGAAUUUCGAUGAAUGUCUCAAGGUCUCAGUGAAUUCCGAGGGUGGAUACGAAUUCCUUGGAAAGCAUUGCAUCGCCCAGAUUUUCUUCACAGGGAUGAAAGACAAGACUGAGGGCGCGCAAGGACAUCAAAUACUGACCACUGUGGGCCAACGAUGGACUGCUGUGGGCCCCCUCUCCGCCGGAGCAGCCGCCGCAGCCUCAGGAUUCGGCCAGGCUUCUCUCUUCGAGAUCGGACUCUGCAUCCCUAGCACCUGCUCCUCAUCGGAUCUUCGGGCGUCGCUGGACGAGACGGUGAAGAAUUACUCGUUGGUAUCCAAUAUUCUGAGCUGUGACGACGCCAGUCAUAAAGCGUUGAGCCCGGCUGAAAUCGGUGUAACGAUCAUGUUCGUGAUUAUCGGAUUGUAUUUGUUUGCCGGAACUGCACUGGACAUUUACCAGCGAAUGUCCGGCAAGAAGGAACUUCUAGGGAACAUAGAAAAGAUCCUGAUUGCCGGCUCAUUUCUCACCAAUGGGGAGAAGAUCCUUUCGACCAAGACCGGAAAGGACAAUAUCGGAUGCCUCAACGGAAUCAGGUUUCUGACUAUGACGUGGGUGGUGCUCGGGCAUGUUUACACCUUCAAGCUCAUGAGUAUUCCGGCUGUCAACCCAUUCGAUUUCCUCGAGGUAAUGAAGGAUUGGAAGUUCACAGCGAUCUCAAACGCCGUCGUGUCAGUAGACACGUUCUUCCUCCUCAGUGGCCUCCUGGUCGCCUACCUUCUCUUGAAAGAACUGGAGAGGAACAAGGGGAGAUUCAACAUCUUCCGCUUUUACUUCCAUCGAUAUCUCAGGUUGACGCCGGUCCUCGCCCUGCUCAUCGGGUUCACUACGGUCUACAUGAGUCGAUUAGGAUCUGGGCCUUACUAUUUCUAUGUAAACCAACUCAUGACGAAGCCCUGCGAAGACUACUGGUGGAGGAACCUCCUUUACAUCAACAACUUCUUUAAGCAAGAGGAAAUGUGUGCACUGCAUACGUGGUACAUGGCCAACGACAUGCAAAUGUACAUCAUCUCACCACUCUUCAUCUUUCCCCUCUUUUUGUGGCCUGUUUGGGGUGCUUGCCUGGCAGUUGUGGGUACAGCAUUGAGCGCCCUGGCUACAGUCUUGGUCAUGAAGCACUACGAUUUGCCUGGAACCAACACCGGCUACGAUUUCACGCAGUCAGAUACCAGAUAUUUUCAUAUAUUUAUUUAUGUNCUGGCAGUUGUGGGUACAGCAUUGAGCGCCCUGGCUACAGUCUUGGUCAUGAAGCACUACGAUUUGCCUGGAACCAACACCGGCUACGAUUUCACGCACCCCUUGCCCAACACGGAUAACUUUGACCUCUAUUAUGUGAAACCGUGGAUGCGACUAGGUCCCUAUCUUAUUGGAAUCCUCACUGGAUACCUUCUCCAUCGCAUGAAGAAGACAGGAUUUCGAUUCCCAAAAGGGACAGCAGCGUGGGGAUGGGCGAUGGCGACAGCGUGUAACCUCGCCGUACUCUACGGUAUCUACGGCUACAUGCCCCUGGAUUCUCCUCAGAUGCCUCGCGACCUUCAGCUCACCUACAACGCCCUCUUUCGAAUAGCCUGGGCCUGUGGAGUUGCCUGGGUCGUCCUCGCGUGCGCUGCUGGCAGCGGAGGUCCCAUUGAUGCGCUUUUGAGCUGGAAAGCCUUCAUUCCCAUGGGACGGCUGACCUAUUCUGCCUAUUUGACUCACGUUUACAUCCUGCCAUGGUUCUGGUGGAGUACCAAGACCUCAGGGAAUCGAAGCCAGCUACAGCCAACCAGAACGGAGCAGAGACAGUCCAUNCCUUACUAUUUCUAUGUAAACCAACUCAUGACGAAGCCCUGCGAAGACUACUGGUGGAGGAACCUCCUUUACAUCAACAACUUCUUUAAGCAAGAGGAAAUGUGUGCACUGCAUACGUGGUACAUGGCCAACGACAUGCAAAUGUACAUCAUCUCACCACUCUUCAUCUUUCCCCUCUUUUUGUGGCCUGUUUGGGGUGCUUGCCUGGCAGUUGUGGGUACAGCAUUGAGCGCCCUGGCUACAGUCUUGGUCAUGAAGCACUACGAUUUGCCUGGAACCAACACCGGCUACGAUUUCACGCACCCCUUGCCCAACACGGAUAACUUUGACCUCUAUUAUGUGAAACCGUGGAUGCGACUAGGUCCCUAUCUUAUUGGAAUCCUCACAGGAUACCUUCUCCAUCGCAUGAAGAAGACAGGAUUUCGAUUCCCAAAAGGGACAGCAGCGUGGGGAUGGGCGAUGGCGACAGCGUGUAACCUCGCCGUACUCUACGGUAUCUACGGCUACAUGCCCCUGGAUUCUCCUCAGAUGCCUCGCGACCUUCAGCUCACCUACAACGCCCUCUUUCGAAUAGCCUGGGCCUGUGGAGUUGCCUGGGUCAUCCUCGCGUGCGCUGCUGGCAGCGGAGGUCCCAUUGAUGCGCUUUUGAGCGGGAAAGCCUUCAUUCCCUUGGGACGGCUGACCUAUUCUGCCUAUUUGACUCACGUUUACAUCCUGCCCUGGUUCUGGUGGAGUACCAAGACCUCAGUGAUCGAUUUCCUGGCCACGGUUAUCAUCAUCCAUGCAAUCGCUUUCAUUCUGACUCUGAUCGGAGAAUCCCCAAUCCUCGUCCUUGAGAAGACUUUCCUCUUCCCAGGGGAAUCGAAGCCAACUACAGCCAACCAGAACGGAGCAGAGACAGUCCAUGAAAACGGAGUCUAUAAUGGAAUCGGGAAAGAGGAGAUUCACGAAAAGGGUCUCACCAAGGAUGGAGUGGUAAACCAGGGAUACGAGGAUGAGGAUCGUGGGAAGACUAACGUAAUCCCGUCCUGAUGACCCAGCAGUGCAAUCAGUUGUAUUUCUUAUCAAAAUAAAUAUUUAAAAAUCAUGGAAUAUUUGUAUCCAAGCCAUCUUUUGUUCAGGUUUCUAUUCGAAUAAAUCUGAUCGUCUUUAGCGAUUCUAAAA
This is a messenger RNA of Darwinula stevensoni, 3371 nucleotides long. The record is from the annotation of a GenBank genome assembly. NCBI's taxonomy places the organism in Eukaryota, Metazoa, Arthropoda, Ostracoda, Podocopida, Darwinulidae.